This is a messenger RNA of Striga hermonthica, 795 nucleotides long. The record is from the annotation of a GenBank genome assembly. Lineage: Eukaryota; Viridiplantae; Streptophyta; Magnoliopsida; Lamiales; Orobanchaceae.
AUGGAUAGCUUUGCAAGAGAUAUACUUGUACCAAAAGAUCCCGAAUUUAAGGAUAUUCCUACAUGUAUUUCCAGUGAUGAGAGAUAUAUGCCACAUUUUAAGGAUUGUAUUGGAGCUAUUGAUGGUACACAUAUUGCGAUAACCGUACCUGAAGAGGAUCAAAUUCGUUACAGAGGAAGCAAAGGGAUACCGACUACAAAUGUUUUAGCAGUGUGUGAUUUUGAUUUGUUGUUCACAUAUGUUUUAACAGGAUGGGAGGGAUCAGCACAUGAUUCUCAUAUUUUCCUUGAUACGAUCAAUGAUCCAAAUCUCAAUUUUCCGAAACCUCCAUCAGGUAAAUAUUACUUGGUAGACAAAGACUACCCGGAAAGAGAAGGUUAUUUAACGCCUUACACCAACACAAGAUAUCAUCAGUCUGAGUUUUGUUCAAACCCGAAGGGAUCUCAAGAAAUUUUUAACCGGGCUCAUUCAUCUUUAAGAAGUUGCAUUGAAAGGGCAUUUGGUGUUCUUAAGGCUCGAUGGAAGAUAUUGCAUAAAAUGCCAGGAUAUUCAUUAACAGAUCAAAAUAGAAUCAUUUGUUCAUGUUUUGCACUUCACAAUUAUAUUAGAAGAAACACGAUUGGUGAUCCGGGCUUUAAAAUUAUUGAUGCCAAUCCUGAAUUCAUACCUCCUGAUGUGUUUCAAGACGUUGAAAAUAAUUCUGCACAAGGUGAUGGGGAAAUGAGGACUCGAGAGAUGGCAAACGUUCGUAAUGAUAUAGCUUCAAGUUUGAUGGCAUCCAGACAUCGUUCUUAG